UGUGGUACACUUCGUGCGGAUAGUGGUCAGAAUUUUUCGUUUUCCUGGUUACGUGGAAUUAUCUCAUUGGAAUUUGAUUUUAAAGCAACUGUACUCAGCCGACAAGGAAAUGCUCUCUUUUUUCAAGCAAGAGUGCUAGAUGCUGAGCUGAGCUCUUUGCAUGCUGUCUGAGGGAGGCCGUCUACAGAUGGAGUCCAGGGGUCCUCAUCACAUUCCUGGAGUGCCGUCCUCAAUCAUGGUUCAGCCGCUCCUGGACAGCCGGGUGCCAUAUGGCCGUCUCCAACACCCGCUCACCAUCUACCCCAUUGACCAGAUGAAGUGCUCGCACGUGGAGAACGAUUACAUCGACAGUCCUUCCGUGGUCUCCCAGCAGCCGUCCAGUCAAAAGGCUGCCACCAGGGGGAAUGAGACCCUGCUGGGGGCCCCGUUCCAGUCCCACCACCACCACCACAACCACCAUCACCAUCACCAUCACCACCUGUCGCGCUGCGAUGCUCCAGACGCCACCACCCACCCCUGGAUUUCUUUCAGUGGCCGACCCAGUUCCAUCAGCAGCAGUAGCAGCACCUCUUCGGACCAGCGCCUGCUGGACCAUGCAGCACCUACACCUGUGGUAGAGCCUUACCCAACCGACAGCCUUGCCAGGACCCCUGGGAUGGAACCCCCCAAGCUUCUGAGCUCCAAGUCUGUGGACACGAAAGUGUUGGCACCGACCCUUCCGACCAAUAAGCAGCAUUUGCUGCGGUGCGAGAUGUGCGGCAAGUGCCGGUGCACCGAGUGCACUCUUCCCCGGUCGUUACCUUCUUGCUGGGUGUGUAACCAGGAGUGCUUGUGCUCUGCGCAGACGCUGGUGGAUGCAGCCACCUGCAUGUGUCUGGUGAAGGGUGUCUUCUACCACUGCGCCGAGGAUGAGGACGAGGAAGGCUCUUGCGCGGACCGCCCAUGCUCCUGCUCCAGCUCCAACUGCUGCGCCCGUUGGACCUUCAUGAGCACCCUGUCACUGGUACUGCCCUGCCUCAUGUGUUACCUGCCAGCCGCCGGCUGUGCCAAACUGGCACAGAAGUGCUACGACGGCAUCAGUCGCCCCGGCUGCCGCUGCAAAAACAGCCCGGGAGUCUGUAAGCCUGCGGAGGUCAAGGGCAUUGCGGCACUGGAGAAACAAACCUCGUGAUACCUGCACCCUGUCUCGACCUCAAGCGAGGGGGAAUACGACGGUAAACUCAAGAGGGACGUCUGCUCCAAUUCCGGAGGCCAUCCCUUAAUCAUGGUACUAAAAAAAAUGGGUUCAUGGUCUAAUCCUUGCUGUUCUGGUGUCAAUGCCAACAAACAUCAACAUUUAAAGUUUUCUCUCCCUUAAACGCCAUCACGUCCGCGCGAAAAAAAAAAAGGGUGUUUGAGAGUUUAAUCUUGCUCUCCUUGAUUGCAAGCUGUUUAUUUUACCUGUGGGGUGGCUUGGAACGCUUGAAGUAAAUACACCCAUACAGGAACAUUCUAUACCUUGGCAAACUCUCUCCAGAUAUGACAGUAGGCAAACAUUCCACUGCAUUCCAAGCUGAUAACAUGCUACAAUCACACUAACUUCAACUUAGACUUCAACUUCAUGCACCAUCUAUUUACAAGCUUGUUGUAAAGCUUUUUUUUUUGUUUGUUUGUCUGUUUAUUCGUCGACUGAGAAAACAGGAGGGGAAAGAUACUUGGUAAGAGGAAGGCAGGAUGACAACUUCGUGCACGAUGUUCUGCUCGCCUUAUCUACCAGAACGUAGGGAUGACCUUGUGUCAGAAAUGGCCCAACACCAGAGUGGCUGUCUUCUUUAAAGGAAGCUUUGUAGGAUCUCACGAGUGUUUCAAAAUGCAUACCACACCCUGUAAGAACUUCCGUCAUUAUAAACGCCAAUGCUAGCUGUUCAUUUGUUAAAGACAAGCCUCCUCAGGGAUUGACAAUUUACUUUGAAUUAUACAGCAUGUGAUUCCAGCUUGACCAAUCAGAACUAGGCUUUGCUUAAGAGGGCGACGUCUACCAUUUUCACUCUUUUUUGCACAAGAUGCGAAGGCAAAAGUGGCAGUUAUUAUAUAUAUAUACAAAUAUUUAGACACUAUCCAAAUAUAAGCUAGAAUGUUGCCACAGGAAGCUAUAAAAUCGUUUUCCGUUGCCGGCCUUGAGAAAAUCAAUGCAUCGGCCCUUUGUGCAGCCAACAUCAACCAACCAAACUCCAUAUUACUACAAAAGCACAGUAUUACGGACAUUGGCAACACAUGUCCCAAUGUACAUUUUGAAUUCCCACUAGCUACACACACACACACGCGCACACACACACACACACACACACUGCACCAUCAACCAAUCAACACACUUGCUGCUAAUUUCUGAUAUUUUCUUUUAGUGGACUUUGUAAGAGCGUAAAUGGUGUUCCUGAGAAUUUGCCACAAAGUUGUAGUCCAUUAACUCUUAUUUUGUUUUUACGAGCGGCCAUACUUGUUGCUUGUUGCACUUGCCAAGUAUUGGUCGGAUGGCAAUUGGUCUUAAAGGUACGGUGCCCUGUUUUGUGGAAUGCAUUGGGUUUGCCUGCACCCCCUGAAAACCCCCCACCCCACCCCACUCCACAAAACCUGCCCCUCAGAAAACACCGUAGCAAACACAUACAAACUCUGAACAUGUUCGUCACAAUGGCCUUUAUAUGCGAAUGUUUGAAUUAGUCGUGUUGCACAGAAUAGAAUUUUAAGCAGGAGAAAAAAAAAACACUACUGUUCCUAGUCUUGAAUGUAUAAGGAUAUAAAUUCAUCUCUGCAGUUAGAACCAACGAUAGGUGCCAAGUAGAAUUGGAUCGAAAAGCUCACAUAGUUAGAGAAGAUUUACAAAAGUGUCAGUGAUACCUUAGAAAAGAGACCUAUGCAGGAAACACGUUCUUGUAAAUAGUUUCAAGAGACUAGUCGUCUUUAGCUGCAUUUUUAAAUGCCCUGCAUGGUACAGUUUAACUAAAAGUCAGUACAAAAGUAUAUUGGUAUUCUAUAUGUUUUGGAGGUGGGAGG
Messenger RNA from Chanos chanos (milkfish), 3027 nucleotides. It is a transcript of the gene spry4, whose product is annotated as sprouty homolog 4 (Drosophila). The coding region runs from base 161 to 1171 and encodes 336 amino acids. NCBI's taxonomy places the organism in Eukaryota, Metazoa, Chordata, Actinopteri, Gonorynchiformes, Chanidae. Gene Ontology annotation, biological process: negative regulation of Ras protein signal transduction; negative regulation of fibroblast growth factor receptor signaling pathway; animal organ development. The transcript is spliced from 2 exons. Gene Ontology annotation, cellular component: membrane; cytosol. The record is from RefSeq and is a predicted model, not a curated record.